GUCGUCGCCCAUCCACUCGCCACCAACGACCCCAGCACCAUGCCGCCGCCCUUCACGCUCGCCGCGAUCGCGCUAACGGUGUACAAUACCGCGCACACAAUCUUCGGCACCCUCUUCCCCUCGUCCUUUGGGGAGGAAGCCGACGCCGUGCUGCUCGGCAUGAAGACCGUGUCUUUCGACCUCAUGGGCUCGACAGCGAGCUACUACGGCCUCUUCUUCGGGCUCGGGCUGUACACUUCUCUGUUCCUCGCGUUCUCGGCGUACGUCGCGUUCGCGCUCAACGCCGCCGGCUCCGCCGAGCAAUGGGCCGUGCUCCGCCCCAUUGCGAUCUCGCUCGCCGUCGCGCACGUCGCGGACGCCGUGCUUGCCGGCCUGUACUUCUUUGUCAGCCCCGUUAUCAUGAGCGUGCUCACUGUGCUCUUGGUUGCUUGGGGGAUCAAGCAGAAGGACGACGAGUUCAAGAAGAAGGCGGAAUAGUGAAUGAUGAUGGAUGUUGGGAUGGUUUGCGUCGAGGUCGUCGAGCCUGCCUGCUCAGAGCAGACCAGCGACACGCUCCGGCAUGCAGUGAUCGUUGUGAUUGAGUCGACG
Messenger RNA from Vanrija pseudolonga, 588 nucleotides. RefSeq lists its product as uncharacterized. The coding region runs from base 40 to 477 and encodes 145 amino acids. The record is from RefSeq and is a predicted model, not a curated record. The transcript is spliced from 2 exons. NCBI's taxonomy places the organism in Eukaryota, Fungi, Basidiomycota, Tremellomycetes, Trichosporonales, Trichosporonaceae.